Molecule: messenger RNA, 1133 nt
Organism: Cydia amplana
Lineage: Eukaryota; Metazoa; Arthropoda; Insecta; Lepidoptera; Tortricidae
Gene: Hakai
Product: E3 ubiquitin-protein ligase Hakai
Exons: 8
Coding region: 108-1133 (341 amino acids)
Biological process (GO): regulation of cell adhesion; protein ubiquitination
Molecular function (GO): ubiquitin protein ligase activity
Source: RefSeq, a predicted model, not a curated record
GUUUCAAUAAUUUUAUAGAAACUGUAAAAGAGAGGUUAAGUGUCAACAAAACAGCGCGCCGUUUAGACGGCAAAAUACUUUUUUCAGUUUUUGCAUCAUAUUUCUAAAUGAAUAGUGAAAAGAGAAAUGCCCGGGGCCGUGGCCGGGGUAGAGGCCGCGGCCGGGGUCGCGGAAGAGGCCGUGGUCGCGGCAAGAAAGUGCCGAAGGUGAUGUCUUCUGAUGAAGAAGAGUGUUCUGUUGAAGAAAGUUCACAAGACCAGGAGGAGUCCUUAACUACUGAGGAGGCAAAGGAAGAGGUUGAACAAGCCGAACCCCCUAAACUGGAAGUCCCUUCCGACAUAUCACAACUAGAAGCCCCAGUAUUCACAACACUGCAACGUGGCCCGCCAGAGCCUAUGCUGCGCUUGGACUGGGACCACCGUGCAGCACUCAUUGGGGAAAAAGUCCUGAACCCUAUGAUAUACUGCUGUGAUAUCUGCUCAAAGCCUAUACUUAUAUAUGGUAGAAUGAUACCAUGCAAGCACGUGUUUUGCCUUUCUUGCGCGCGAGCAGACCACACACACUGUCCACGGUGUAGGGAAAAGGUUCUGCGCGUGGAGCAGACCGGUCUCGGCACGGUGUUCAUGUGCACGCACUCGGGCACGCGGUACGGGAACACGGGCUGCCGGCGGACAUACCUCUCUCAGAGGGACCUGCAGGCGCAUAUCAACCACCGGCACGUGUCGGGCUCCGAACCGCACGCCGCCGCCGACGCCGCCAGCGUCGCCAUCGUCAAACCCAUCUCCGUCGGAAGCGGGGUUGGGGUGUCCAACGACCCGCGGCACGCGGUGUCGACGCGGCGGAACCUCAUCACGGUGCCCAUUCAGGACCCGGACCCUAAUUAUUACAAUUAUUAUCCGCAGCCCGUGGCACCGGUAGUGGCGGGUGUGGGCGCCGGCGCGGCGGGUGCGGGCAGCGGCGUGCUGGCGCACAACAUGAGCGUGCCGCCGCCGCAGUACUACGCGCCCGGCGCAUACCCGCCCUCAUACUCGCAACCGCAACCAGGCGGCAGCCUGGCGGCGGCGGGCUCGCCGGCGCCCGAGCGCUGGCCAGAGGGGUACGCGCCCGCCUGGCCGCCGCACUACUACCGGUAG